Aspergillus uvarum CBS 121591 is the source of this 1833-nucleotide messenger RNA. RefSeq lists its product as uncharacterized. NCBI's taxonomy places the organism in Eukaryota, Fungi, Ascomycota, Eurotiomycetes, Eurotiales, Aspergillaceae. The record is from RefSeq and is a predicted model, not a curated record. Bases 1 to 1833 code for a protein of 610 amino acids. The transcript has 7 exons.
AUGGCGAAGACACCACGGCAAUCACCGAUGAUUUCACCUUGCUCCGAUCCAGUGACUGCUGCCUCCAUGAAGACCCUACUUCUCACCAUGGGGCCAUGCGGUGUACGAGAUUGCCACUGUGCCUCGGGCUCGAGCACCUCCAAGCUGGAUGGGUUGUCUAGUGCCGUGGCGUGUGACAGAUGUUCUCACCCUUUAAGCGAUCAUGAUAGUUACUAUCCGCCCGGUUCUUCAGGCCCUGCGAGCCCACGACCUGCACUGGUGACUGAGCCGCUUGGCAUCGAGUCCCACAUUAUCAUGCGACCCCAGUUCAUCGACGAGCUGAUCGCCCGGUUGAACCGCUACCAUCUGAUCCGCGUCAACGGGACGCCGGCGUCGGGCAAGACCUCGAUGACGCGGGUGCUGGCCAACGAGUUGCUCGCCCGCUACCCGCAGACCCCCGUGUAUCUGCUGUGCGGCUGGGAGUGGGACGACGUGCGGAUCGCGGGCGGCUGGGCGCUCUAUCUGCAGCAACAGCUGGGGACGCAUGGCCAUCGGCUCAUCACGCAUCCCGGCUUCUUGCUGCUGGAUGAGGCGCAGCAGACCUACUGGGACACGCAGCUCUGGACGGACCUGUUCAAGUCCAUCACCGGCAGCAGUGCCGUGAAGAUCGUGGUGUUCACGUGCUAUGGCUCGACCGGCUCCGAGCCCGGGGGUGCGACGACGAUGCGAGAGCUCCCCGGGAAGACACCGAUGGUCUUUCAACCGCAACAGCAGAUCUCGCUCCGGCCGGAGGAGACCGAAGAGACAUCCCCGCGCUGGAAGCCGGUGGGCUUGCUGCUCGACGAGACCGAGGCCCACGAGAUCUUGGAUCGAUAUGUGCCGAACACCGUGUCUGACGGGGCGAACAUCUUGACCAAGGAGUUGAAGCAUGGCUUGUUCCUGGUUAGUGGGGGACACGCGGGCUUGCUGGUGUCCCUCGCCGACGCCCUGGAAUUGAUACCGGAGAUCUAUGCUCUGAUCAGGAAACGCCAGCCACUCGACUGGACGACAGUAAGCCAGGGACUCUUUGGCGAUUGCCGACGAUUGUUCGGCAUCAUUCAGCACCUCCCAUUUGCUCGGGGGUUGCCCAAACAACGCGUGGUGCAGCAAUCCGCUUACUCGAGUGUCUUCAACAACGCCAUCGUGUACGAUGGGACUCUGGAGUCGAGCUAUGCCGACAGCCCUGAUCAACAGCGGGCUCUGCAGGCGAUCUGGAAGGAAGGAUGGCUUCAUGCGAGGAUUGUGCUGGGAGAGACACGCUAUGUGUUUCCUACCCAGAUCCAUCGAUGGUAUUGUCAGUGCCUUUUCUUCCGCGACGACGCACCGGCCAAAGAACUGGCCUAUCGAUCCCCACUGGAGAUGGCUACCGAAGCCAUUCGCCAUUUCGACCCGCACCAGCUGUCGCACACUGCGCGCACGCUGGAAGAUCAAUACCAGAAGGAGUUCUACCGCUGUCUCUUCCCGCUCCUCCUCGAGUACCAGAUCGCGAUGUCGCCGGAGUAUCUCAUCAAGAAAACGGCGGGUCUCCGGAGCGGCAGGAUCGACUUCCUGGUCGAGCAGAAGAAGUGGGGAUUGGAGCUGAUGCGCGACGGCGACCGGAUCACACAGCACAUGCGACGCUUCGAGGAAGACGGCCCGUACUUUGCGAUGAUCAGGGAAGGGCUGAUGCGGGAUUACAUUUAUCCAGGAUCCCGCGGCCACCUGUAUCAUGUGGUCUUCUCCGAGGACUGCCGCAACGUCCAGAUCCUGGACGCCUCGGAUCUGAGUGAAGUCGUUGCUUUUGUGCUGGUCGAGAACGCAAGUUUCUUCCGCUAG